UUUUGGUCGAGCACCAGACCGCCAAAAAGAAGCAGCUGGAGCUAUCGUUUAAAUAUAAGCUGUGGAGGGGAAAGAGAAACAAGGUUGAUAGUCCUACAACACCGACUUUUUUAAUGUAGCUUAUCGUGUCGCAGGCAAUUCCUAGCUGAGAUUGCGGUGUUCCGUCUGUUGGAUCACUCUGCAGUGAUAGUGUAUUGUUAGUGGUCAGCUUCAUUGAUCAUCAUCAACUCAGCGGCAACACAACUAGACUUGAAGGGUACAUGAAAUGGGUGAGAUCAUACUGAUUAAUUAUUCUUUCUCCACCGGACAUUCGUCAUACAGCUUACAUACAGUCCUGCUCAACCAUUCCGUCGGUCCUUCGCACUCCAACUGUCCUGACCAAGUUCAACCUCAACGCCUUCUCCUUCAAUAAUACAUAACCAUCCUGAACAUCAUGGACCAGUCCCAGUCAUCCGCAAACCCCUCAACCAAGACACUCCGCACCCGAACCUCCUCCGUCCAACUCGUCCUCAACCAUGUCACCCACACUCCGCCCGACCAUCGCUUCGCUGCCAACAACUUCGACCACUCAACCAAUCUCACUCCACCCAACAGCUCCCCAACCCAAACCAAAUCUCAGGCAAAGAAAUCUAAACCGAUACCUCACUGGGAGCAAGUCAGUCAAGGCUUCUGGCAUGACUUGAAAACGAUGAGAUGGAUGCGCCACCCUGGCACCUCCUUUCGUAUGAUCCUCAUCAUCCUUCUUCCUUGGGCAUUCCUCGAACAAUUCAGGUUCCUGGGCUGGAUCGACUCAAAUCCAUUAACCUCCUUCGUCUUGAUCUCCUACCGUCUACCGCUCCAGGCCGACGAAUCCUAUCAUCGCUACGGGAAAGGAACCAAGGACUUCCUCUUCCUCGCAUUCUACAUCAUCGUCUUCUCAUGUAUUCGACAAACAGUCACCGAAUAUCUCAUCAGGCCCUAUGCUAGAUACCUCGCCCUCAAAGGUACCAAACAGGACAGAUUUGUCGAUCAAGGCUAUGCGGUCUUCUAUUGGGGCUCAGCCACACUGAUCGGAAUGCGUGUCAUGGCCAGUCAGCCUACUUGGUGGUACAACACUGCAGAGUUUUGGUAAAGGUUAUCUCUCACUGGAGAAUGGAACCAACGACAAAAGUUUACUAUCUGUUACAAAUUCUCUUAUUGGUUACAACAGAUGCUCAUUCGCUUCAUUAGGAUAGAGAAACCUCGGAGCGAUUUCGUCGAACUUAUCAUCCAU
Puccinia graminis f. sp. tritici CRL 75-36-700-3 is the source of this 1252-nucleotide messenger RNA. RefSeq lists its product as uncharacterized. The transcript is spliced from 3 exons. Lineage: Eukaryota; Fungi; Basidiomycota; Pucciniomycetes; Pucciniales; Pucciniaceae. The record is from RefSeq and is a predicted model, not a curated record. The coding region runs from base 434 to 1111 and encodes 225 amino acids.